CGAACAAGCCCCAUCCUUCUUCCAACACUACGAACCACCAUUAUCAUGUUCGUCACUCGUCCUAGCACUUGCAAACGCUCUCUUGCCGAAAAUGACCACGAAAAUGCACAUGCCAACGAGAAGUGCCCUCGAGUCCUCACAGGCACUGAGACGGCUGCAUUGAAGUCUAUCAAGAAUGAAAACAAGCGAUCUGGCGUCAAGUCCAAGGCUAGCGCAGCCACUGCAACGAAACAGCGACGUAUUGGUAAAGACAGUACCAAGAAGAAAGGUCCUCAAGCACCUCCUAAGCAUCAGGCCAAGUCUGCCGCUGAAACACACUCGCAACUCAUGCGGCACAACGACCUCGAUUCGGAGCCUGAAGCCUCCAUUGAUUCACCAUUCGACGUGCCUGGCUAUGUUCUGAAGAAAACAGACUUCGGCGUCGUUUGGAUGUUUCCUAUAAUCCCUGGGCGGCCAGCGCCUGUCGUACAAGGAGACGAACACCCUGCUCCAGGUCCCUCUACAACUGUGGUCUCCUCCCAGAGGAAUGAAACCAACAUCAUCGUUGCUAGGAAUGUCGCACCAAGCGAAGUACGUGCCUCUGAGCCUGUUCCAGUGCAGCCUGCUGCUGAGGAGUCAGCCUCAAAGCCCAAGCCUACCAAAUGCGUGCUCACCCAUCAGGAGUUCGCCAUGCUCCUCGAGCGCUGCGCAGCGUCUGACUUCAGUGCGAUCGAGGAGCUCAAAGAGCUCGCGAAGGGCACAAAGGGUCUGCAGCGCAUCUCCGACUUCACGGAACUGCUUGCCGAUCGCGCCAGGGUCGCGUGGAACGCCAAGUCCAAGGAGGACUCCGAUAUGAGCAUGGUCCCCACAUUCGUGUUCCUACAGUGGUUCAACUCUUACCAUCACUUCGGCGAGUUUGCUGGGGCACUCCUCGAGACUACUCAUCCGAACAGCAAGAAACGCGUGAUGGGCUUGGACCGCAUCGCUUUCAACAUCGCGUUUGCGCUCGUGGCGCACUUUGCCCUUGACGUGUCACUCUACACCAAGGGCAAGCCCUCACACACGACGGACGUGCCUAAGAUGCAUGAGCCCGAAAUGAAAAACCUGAACGACGAACUCAUGGUGUGGAACUGGACCCAGGGCGGCGUGACCACGCUCGAUGGGCUCGACGACACGCUCGCAUUGGCUGUGACGCGCUGGAGGAAGGAGAGCAGAAGCGUACCGAAGGCGGCGGAGGACAAGCUCGCAGAGCUUGAGGCGUUCACAGAUGUGAUCGAGGACGUCACAGGGUGGGGAGGCGAGAAAAACCAUGGGUACGAGUUGUUCCAGCGCAGCAUGACGGCGCUGGAGAAGUGGAUUGACGAUGUCCGCAUUCCGAAGGAUAACGUGAGCUACAUCGUACCUGCUGACUGGUGAAUGGUGUUUAUUUGCUGUCCAGCAGCCCAAUUUUGACGUUCGCUUGUAUAAAUUCUCGCCCGUGCUGUAAAAUCUACCUGGAAAUCGUCGUGCUGUAGUUAUGAUUCAUAAUUCAAAAAGCUGCUUCAUUGU
Laetiporus sulphureus 93-53 is the source of this 1527-nucleotide messenger RNA. RefSeq lists its product as uncharacterized. The coding region runs from base 46 to 1395 and encodes 449 amino acids. The transcript is spliced from 4 exons. The record is from RefSeq and is a predicted model, not a curated record. Lineage: Eukaryota; Fungi; Basidiomycota; Agaricomycetes; Polyporales; Laetiporaceae.